AUGCACAACUCAGUCACAGAUGAUGGUGGCGACAACUCUGCUGUUAUUCGUUAUAACACUGUCCAGGUGCAAGACCGUUCACCUGACGGACUUGGAAUGUAUAGUCCCUUACUAGUCCACUACCCAGAAAGUGGGUUUCAUAUUCCUUCAACUCCUUUCCAUGUGCCAUAUGUGGAUGCCACAGCGACAGCGGUGUACCCACCAACUCUGCAGCCAGCUCUCCCCACAACCGUACAGGUCAGCUUGACUAUCGUGUACAUCGUGAUGUUUUCUUUGAUAUUUAUUCUGGUGUAUGUCCAGUUGUGGAUGAUCUGGUAUUACAGGCAUAAACGUUUGAGCCACCAGACGCUGUUUUUGUUUAUGUGCCUUGUGUGGGCAGGGCUUCGGACAUCGUUGUUCUCGUUCUACUUCAACAACUGUGAUGAGGCCAAUAAUUUGAGCAUACCAUGGUACUGGAUACUUUACAGCUUGCCUGUUUGUCUACAGUUCUCAAUGCUGUGUUUGCUGCUGCAUUUCUUUGCCCAGGUUGUGUUCAAAGCCAAAGCAAAAUACGAGCCCAAACAAUACAAAAACCCUUUACGCAUCUUCUUAGCAGUGUCAGUGCUGGUCUUCGUUGCAGUGAAUGUAGCGGUCACUGUGAUAACAAAACACCACGAACGCCACUAUCACUCGAUACCUCUUUAUUUGAUUUAUAUCCGAGUCACCCUAACGGAGACCAUGUUUUUCAUUUAUGGAACUCUUUUAUCAGUUUCCAUCUUUAAGAUGACUAAGAUGACUUCCACACAGAGGGUUCUAGAAGCAAAGGGCACAACUGUUUGUAAAGCUGUGGCUGCAGCCAUCUGGAUUACACUGCUCUUCUUGUCACGCACAGUCUACAAUAUCAUCUCUAUGAUUCCUGCAAUGAAAGGAGCACCAAAUUUUGGCUUUGACUGGAUCAAUGUCACAGACCAGGCUGAUGCGGUCCCUCGAUUGUCAGAGAGCCUGGCUUAUGUGUCAUUCGGUGUGGUGCUUUUUGUGUGGGAAGUGCUGCCCAUUUCUAUUGUUGUUAUUUUCUUUCGUGUGAGAAGGCUAAGUACAGGCCAGGUGCUAACCGAUUUUUCAACGCAAAGUAAUGGGUCAAGAGUUUUCUUCUUUGAUAAUCCUCGACGUUAUGACAGUGAAGAUGACCUAGCUUCUCCAUCCAGUUCUGCCUACGCGGAUGCUGCAGGGUCACGCUCUUUCACUGGCGACAGCUAUCGCUCCAUAACACCGAGGGGAACCCCUAUCAACAGUUCUCUGUGGGGAGCUGCAGGUGCCCCUUCCCCACUGUUAAAUUCUUCUGGUGCUUAUUCUGGCAUGCCAAGUGACGGGGCGGGCCUGUACAACCCAAGAAGUCAUAAUUAUGGGUCAAUAAAUGUAGGUAGAGACGUUCAGUCUGGAACCGCUACAGGUUGA
Messenger RNA from Candidula unifasciata, 1434 nucleotides. The record is from the annotation of a GenBank genome assembly. NCBI's taxonomy places the organism in Eukaryota, Metazoa, Mollusca, Gastropoda, Stylommatophora, Geomitridae.